AGAACUGACCUGGCACGCAGACAAUUCACUUCAUCCUCUGGCCACCUUGCCACAGCAUCACCGAGACGAAGGAUAACCCCACACGGCCCUGCCUGGACUUUGCAACGCAGCUCGCCUGGAGUCCUGUUUGCGAGCCCACCAACCCACCUCGCCAGGUGAAGAUUACGUCAUCGUUUUAGCUUUCCGCUUCCACCCAUCUCAACAACUGGCCGUGCAGCCAUACCUGCUUCUGCUCGACCUUAUCUUUCCUCUCACCCGCAACCACGGCGAGAAUCUCCAGACACCGCACCUCAGCUUCCGAGCCCAAAGAACCCCCUCGCACUACCGUCGACAUGGCCGGAAACAUUCAAGAGAAAGCGCAAUACCAUCUCUCCAACCUUGACAAGGAGCUGUCCAAGUAUCCCGCCCUCGACAACUUCGAGAAGCAGACCAGCGUGCCCAAGGUCUACGUUGUCCUGGGUUUGGCCGUGCUCUACUUCUUCCUCGUCUUCUUCAACAUUGGCAGCGAGUUCCUCGUCAACACCGCCGGCUUUGCCCUGCCAGCCUACUACUCCCUCGAGGCUCUGUUUUCCGUCACGCCCACCGAUGACAUCCAGUGGCUUACGUACUGGAUCGUGUAUGCCUCGUUGACCGUCGUUGAGUCGCUCGUCAACGCCGCCUACUGGUUCCCCUUCUAUUGGACAUUCAAGUUCGUCUUCAUCAUGUACAUGGCUCUUCCCCAGACAAAUGGCGCGGCCGUCGUGUUCCGCUCUGUCAUCGAGCCCGUCUUUGCCCGCUUCUUCUCCAAGGGCUCCGCCUCGGAAGGCCUCAAGAGCGCCGCAGACAAGGCCUCCAAGAACUUGUAAAAUGGCUGCAUGUGCAAUGACACCCGCAAUGCUAUGGGAGAGCAUGGAUCUGGAUGGAGAACAAAGCCAGGGACUUGAAUGAAGGCGUACAGCCUCGCAUGCUCUUGUUGCACCACAGAUUGGCAAUAUGCAUGGGAGUGAAAAUACGGUGACGCGGGUGCUUUGAUUGUUGUGGGUAGUGGCCAAGUAGCAGAAUGUAAUCGAUUCGUUCUGGGAUAAC
Messenger RNA from Neohortaea acidophila, 1065 nucleotides. RefSeq names its product membrane biogenesis protein Yop1. Bases 333 to 845 code for a protein of 170 amino acids. The record is from RefSeq and is a predicted model, not a curated record. The transcript has 5 exons. Lineage: Eukaryota; Fungi; Ascomycota; Dothideomycetes; Mycosphaerellales; Teratosphaeriaceae.